Messenger RNA from Myotis brandtii (Brandt's bat), 690 nucleotides. RefSeq names its product glycoprotein Xg-like. The record is from RefSeq and is a predicted model, not a curated record. NCBI's taxonomy places the organism in Eukaryota, Metazoa, Chordata, Mammalia, Chiroptera, Vespertilionidae. The transcript is spliced from 8 exons. Gene Ontology annotation, biological process: T cell extravasation; positive regulation of neutrophil extravasation; homotypic cell-cell adhesion. The annotation marks the transcript as partial.
CUACUCACACUUCUUUUCUUCGUGCUGAUUGAGUGUGUUUUCUCUCGUUUAUUUACAGACCCAACCAAGAAGCCGAGCUCAGACAUCUACCCAAAGCCGAAACCCCCAUAUCCCCCGCAGCCCGCAAAUCCUGAUACCAGUGGAAAUAUCUACCCGAGACCAAAGCCACCGCCCCCUCGGCCACAGCCUGGCUACCCCGACGGUGGAGGUGGCGGUGGCUACAGCAAUGAUGGCUACGGAGGCUCCCACGCAGGUGGAGGGCGCAAUAGACCCAGCUCGAAUGGAUAUAAUUAUGGUGGAGGCGGCUACAACACGUAUGGCAACCCGCACGGCAACACGGUAGCGACAAUCGUGUCUCCCAUCGUAUCCGUCGUGGUGGUGACGCUGGUGGGGGCCGCGGUUGGCUAUUUCCAACGCAACAGGAGGAGAAAUUGCUUUAGAGGAAACGAACCAGAACACGUGUGAUCGGAAGGCGCUCGACGCCCGGCGGUCGCUCCGAGAAAAGACCUCACACCGGACAGCCACCCUCGUCCGUCGCUGCUGUGGGAACUCGAUCUCAUUCUUGGUGUUGGUCACCUUCCCCCCAAAAGUGUUUUCUCUCCCGUUGGACCUUGGCGGGCGGCCUCGCAAAGCACCCCCCACGCCCCCACUCAUUGGUCGGGCUGUGUGUCUGUAGAUAAAUUAAUCAGU